AUGAUGGGCCUACUGUGGACCCCACUGGCUUUGUUCCUCCUAUUUUGGGGGCCUGCUUGUCUGAGGACCCAGGAACAUCCCAGAUGCCCAGAACCCAGGGAACUGGAAGCCUGCAAAGUUAUCCUCCUGCCCAGUUGUCCUGGGACCCCAGGAAGUCCUGGGGAGAAGGGAGCUCCAAGUCCUCAAGCGCCACCUGGGCCACUGGGCAAGAUGGGUCCCAAGGGCAAGCCAGGAGAGCCAGCGAACCUGUUCUGGUGCCAGGAGGGCCCCAGGAGCUGUUGGGAGUUGCUGAACCGGGGCACCACCAUCAGUGGCUGGUAUCACUUGUGUCUACCAGAGGGCAGAGUCCUCCCAGUCUUUUGUGACAUGGACACUGCAGGAGGUGGCUGGCUGGGGGGGUUGGGGGUGUUCCAGAGGUGACAGGAUGAUUCUGUGGAUUUCUCCCGCUUGUGGUCUUCCUACAAAGCAGGUUUUGGGAGCCAAGAGUCUGAGUUCUGGCUAGGGAAUGAGAAUUUGCACCAGCUCACUCUGCACGGUACCUGAGAGCUUCGAGUAGAGCUGGAAGAUUUUACUGACAACCACACCUUUGCCCACUAUGAGACCUUCCAUCUCCUCGGGGAGAAAGACCACUACCAGCUGGCACUGGGCAAGUUCUUAGAGGGCACUACUGGGGACUCCCUGAGCUCCCACAACAAGAUGCCUUUUAGCACUUUUGAUGCUGACCACGCUACAGAGGGCAGCUGCGCGGUGUUCGGCCAUGCUGCCUGGUGGUACGGUUCCUGCUAUGAAUCCAAUCUCAAUGGGCUCUAUGUGGCCUCUGAAGCCACUGUCCCCAAGUAUGCCAUCGACUGGAACUCAGGCUGAGGCAUGGGCCGCUCCUACCGCAAGGUUAGAAUGAUGUUUCGCUAG
Messenger RNA from Octodon degus (degu), 909 nucleotides. It is a transcript of the gene Fcn3, whose product is annotated as ficolin 3. The record is from RefSeq and is a predicted model, not a curated record. Lineage: Eukaryota; Metazoa; Chordata; Mammalia; Rodentia; Octodontidae.